GGUAGGUCAGCCGUAGAGAGGACGCCAUGUGCCUUUGAACCAGGGGGAGACUGGAAGCAGGUCUGUGAUAAUAAACUUGAUUUAGUUGUAGCGGGACUGUCUGCCGAGCAACUCCAGAUAAAGCCAGCAUGUACUGCACCAGACGCUGCCUCCGAACCGCGCUGCGGGCCGCCGGGCACCUUCACCGACAACAGCUUCAGCAGCAGCCUCCGUCCUUGUGUGCUCUCAGACUUCUGCAGACCGGUGCAGCCAGCCGAUCGGAGGCCAUCCCCAUACCACAACUAGAUGGAGAACCCAAAAAAUACUCUCCAAAAAUCCAGCAGCUCGUCAGUGAUAUAGCCAGCCUCACCUUAUUAGAGGUGUCGGACCUCAACGAGCUCCUCAAGAAAACUCUGAACAUUCAGGAUGUUGGAAUGAUGCCGAUGGGGAUGAUGGCCGGAGCUGGCAUGCCUGAAGCUCAGGCAGAAGACGAGGACGCACAGCCGGCUAAAAAGGAGAAGACACAUUUCAUAGUAAAGCUGACAGAAUUCAAGCCGGAAGAUAAAGUGAAGCUUAUAAAAGAAGUAAAGAGCUCCAUGCAGGGCUUGAAUCUGGUGCAGGCAAAGAAACUAGUGGAGACGCUUCCUCAAGAAAUCCAGGCUAACUUACCCAAGGAAGAAGCAGAAAAGCUUAAAGCCGCCCUGGAGGCAGCGGGAGGCACUGUGGUGUUGGAGUAAAUCUGUAUUCUGUUGAUCAUGCUCUUUGUUCUUCUUAUUACUGUUUUCUUUUUGUAAAAACAAAAACACGGAGAGGAAAGGACCCUAAGAAAUAAAGGAAACAAAGAAAUGCC
Messenger RNA from Austrofundulus limnaeus, 829 nucleotides. It is a transcript of the gene mrpl12, whose product is annotated as mitochondrial ribosomal protein L12. The record is from RefSeq and is a predicted model, not a curated record. Bases 129 to 716 code for a protein of 195 amino acids. The transcript has 5 exons. Gene Ontology annotation, molecular function: mRNA binding; structural constituent of ribosome. Gene Ontology annotation, cellular component: ribosome; mitochondrial large ribosomal subunit. NCBI's taxonomy places the organism in Eukaryota, Metazoa, Chordata, Actinopteri, Cyprinodontiformes, Rivulidae. Gene Ontology annotation, biological process: translation.